UCAUGUAUGUUCUAAACAACGUGGACUUACUUAUGUUAACUAAAAAUUUCCGCAACAAUGGUGCGGGCGUCAUCUAGUUCGAUAAGUGUGAGGGCAACCGUUUUUUGUUUUCGGUAAAGCAACAGCACGACAGUGGACAUCACCAGCACAGGCAGGGUACUUGGCAGUUUACCCGAAUCGACGGACGCUGUCGCAUCGUACGCCACCAUGGCGGCCAGGGCAGGUAGACCGUGAGAGUGAAGACGCGCGUCGUCUCCGCUGCACGCUGGCCUCGGCCUGCCGCCUGAUUCCGAACUUCCAUCCAACUCCAACUGCCUCUCUUCUCCGCGACCCACCGUCUUCCGGCUUCCCGCGUCCAUAGCGAAACGAGCCCAAGCGCCCAACCCGUCCCAGUUGUACCGCCUCCCGUGUCCCCUCCCCAGGCUCCCCUCCGCUGCCCUCACCCACUAGCCCCUAUACUACCUCCUCGCAACAGCCGCGACCGACAGGCUCACCCCGGCCUGAUCCCAGAGGAAUGCGGCGAGAUGCGGCCAUCGCGCCCGCGGCGGAAGUUGGGAGCGCCGAAGCGGUGGUUAUCGACGUCGACCGAGCGCCAGCGGCGGCAACCGUCGACGUCGACGCAUCCGCCCACGGCGUGGCUUGCCGGAUCUGCCACCUCAGCCCCGAAGGCGGCGACGAGCCGGCGGCGGCGGCGGCUGGUGGGUCGGAAGUGAUCCGGCUCGGAUGCGGCUGCAAGGAGGAGCUCGGCGCCGCGCACCGCCAAUGCGCCGAGGCAUGGUUUAGGAUCAAGGGCGAUAGGCGCUGUGAAAUUUGUGGUUCAGAUGCCAAAAACAUUACUGGGUUGGAAGUGAAAAAGUUCAUGGAGGAGUGGCAUGGGAGAAGAAUGGCAAAUACCACAACUACGGUGGAGAGGGAAAGUACUUGCUGGAGGCGGCAGCCGUUUUGUAAACAUGGACUCUUUGAUCGAGUCCUAUUGAUACAUGAACUCCUCCAUGAGUCUUGCUGGUACACCUAUCUUAUACGCAUCAUUACCUUUAGAUCAUGCAGAUCUGUCUAGAUUAUUAUAAUUCUUCUUUUGUGAGGAUGGGAUUCAUAUAAUUUAGUCUCCGCAUGUGAUCGUGUCGCCAUUAAGCUUAUUUCCGGCUAACAUUGUUCCUUGUGCAUGAGCAUUGAACAUAUAGGUUGAAUCCAAAGAUGUGUGGCUUAGGGGCCUAGGGGGUAUCUGAAGUUAGUUGCACAGGCAAGAAAGUUGUAGGAAAAUAAUAAUGAAUGAAUAAUACUUCCACAAUACAUCAGGACUAAAUUGGCAGAUUUUUUUAAUUCCCUGUGUUGCUCUCAUGGUCAUUAGCGCAUCUUUUUUGAAGAUAGCAUGCUUUGCUACUAUGACUUGCUUUAUUUAUUCUAUCUCUUGCUUUAUUUAUUCUAUCUCCACUGCUGACAUGGGCAGCAAGAUUUUCCAUUUCGUGAUAGUGAGGUAUAGUUAGUACAUCUUAUCCAUAUUGAACACCAUCUUGCUUCCCAAAGAUUUGGACUCAGGUAAAUAUUUUAUGGGCAAUGUGCAACAUUUUCCAAACCUUACAUAAGCUUGAUUACUUUAUUUUACUCCCUUUUCUCGACCGAAGGAGACAGGCUCCCAAUUUGUUGUUGAAAAGAUUACUUUAUAUUUACUCCCUUUUGACUAAUCAUUUUUCUUUUUAGAGAAACCAUGGGUAAUUUUUGUUGUGAACAACCUAGUUACAGGUUUGCAUCCUUUUGCUAUCAUACACCAGAUAGAUUCUUUUUACCAUAUGUGCGUAUCAGGACGUACAAGUUCAAAAGAAGGGUCAUGAAGAGAAAUCUUGUCGAUGAUGAUAUAUGUAAGAGUAUCUGCUGCAAAAAAAUAUGGGGUUCUUUCCAUAGUUCAUCAUGUCUCAUAGAUGUAGUUUGUGCACAGUGAAAAGGCUAGAACUAUCUGCCACCUGCCAUUAGAUCUGUGAAAUAAUUUAACCACAGGUAGACCAUUUUUUACUUGCAUGAUACAGUUGAAUCUGGUCCGUAUACUUCAGUAUGUUGUUGGUCAAAAGUACUGCUGACUGUAGAAAAUUAAGUGCAUUGUUGAAAGGAGCAGAAUAAGAGAAAUUUUGAUUGGAUGGGUUAUAACCAUUUCAAUUCGCUUAUCAUGUAGGAGCAUUGCCCAGGCUCGAGCUAGUUAAAGGAUGACAUGAACUGAAAAUGGAAGAACAAGGAUAAACUGAGUUCUCAGGCAGCUUGCAGUGCUACUUUAACUUCAAUUCAGCUUGUUUUGAACUGGAAUGCAGCUCCUGCAUAAAUUUUACUAUUUUUCUUUACAAUUUACGCAAAAUGGCAACAGGUAGUGUAUCAAUCCCUUGAAGAACAGCCAUUAUGAACACACCAAGGUUCCAUGAACGCAGGGAACUCACACUAAAUAUAAGGCACAUAAUCUUCACAUUUAUAAAGAUCUGAGUUGGUGGUCGCGAGUUCACUCUAACAAGACUAUCUCUUAAAGGCCAUGGAAUCAUCUAA
Molecule: messenger RNA, 2523 nt
Organism: Brachypodium distachyon (stiff brome)
Lineage: Eukaryota; Viridiplantae; Streptophyta; Magnoliopsida; Poales; Poaceae
Exons: 3
Coding region: 515-1057 (180 amino acids)
Molecular function (GO): zinc ion binding
Source: RefSeq, a predicted model, not a curated record